AUGACGCCAUCUGUGGUCAGGGCCAGGAAGAGAUCUUGCUUGGAGCCCUGGGUUGUCGGCCUCAUUACUUUCGUGUCCUUGAUUGUGCUGGCAGUGUGCAUUGGACUCAUUGUUCAUUACGUGAGAUACAAUCAUAGGAAGACAUACAAUUACUACAGUACACUGUCAUUCACAAGUGAAAAAGUAUACGAUGAAUUUGGAAGAGAAGCUUCCAAAAGUUUCACAGAAAUGAGCCAGAAAAUUGAAUCAAUGGUAAAAAUUGCAUUUUAUAAUUCUCAAUUGAGAAGAGAAUUUGUCAAAUCUCACAUUAUUAAGUUCAGUCAAGAGAAUUAUGGGGUGUUGGCUCACAUGCUGCUGAUUUUUAAAUUUCGGUCUACUGAAGAUCCUGACACCAUAAAUUACAUGAUUCAACGUGUUCUACAAAAAAAACUACAAGAUGCUGUAGGACCCCCUAAAUUAGAUCCGGAAUCAGUUGAAAUUAAAAAAAUCAACAAGACAGAAACAGACAACUAUCUGAACCACUGCUGUGGGACAAGAAGGAGUAGAAAUGCCAGGGAGAGUCUCAGGAUUGUUGGCGGAACGGAGGUGGAAGAGGGGGAAUGGCCUUGGCAAGUCAGCCUGCAGUGGGACGGGGUUCACCGCUGUGGAGGAACCUUGAUUAACAGCACGUGGCUUGUGAGUGCUGCCCACUGCUUCCGAGAUUAUAAGAACCCAGCCAGGUGGACGGCUUCCUUUGGAGUAAAACUAAGUCAUCCAAGGAUGAAGCGUGACGUCAAGAGGAUAAUUGUCCAUGAUAAAUACAAUUAUCCAUCCCAUGACUACGAUAUCGCAGUGGUGGAACUUUCUCGCCCUGUUCCCUACACAAAUGCAGUGCACAGAGUUUGUCUCCCUGAUGCAUCCCACGAAUUCCACCCAGGUGCUGAGAUGUUUGUGACAGGAUUUGGAGCACUGCAAAAUGAUGGUAACACUCAAAAUCACCUUCGGCAAGUACAGGUGCAGCUCAUAGAUACUAAAACCUGCAAUGCAGCUCCAGUGUAUAAUAAUGCCAUAACUCCUAGAAUGCUAUGUGCUGGCUUCUUAGAAGGACAAAAAGAUGCAUGUCAGGGUGAUUCCGGAGGACCACUGGUUAGUUCAGAUACUAGAGAUAUCUGGUACCUCGCUGGGAUAGUGAGCUGGGGAGAUGAAUGUGGACAACCCAAUAAGCCUGGUGUCUACACUAGAUUGACCGCCUUUCGCGAGUGGAUCACUUCCAAGACUGGUGUCUAA
Messenger RNA from Sorex araneus (European shrew), 1266 nucleotides. Its product is annotated as transmembrane protease serine 11E. Gene Ontology annotation, cellular component: extracellular region; plasma membrane. Lineage: Eukaryota; Metazoa; Chordata; Mammalia; Eulipotyphla; Soricidae. Gene Ontology annotation, molecular function: serine-type endopeptidase activity. Gene Ontology annotation, biological process: proteolysis. The transcript has 10 exons. Bases 1 to 1266 code for a protein of 421 amino acids. The record is from RefSeq and is a predicted model, not a curated record.